Messenger RNA from Vitrella brassicaformis, 1614 nucleotides. NCBI's taxonomy places the organism in Eukaryota, Vitrellaceae. The record is from the annotation of a GenBank genome assembly.
AUGACGUCUCCUGUAGAAGAGGGCAGCUACUAUGCCUUCGGUGCGUGUGGGGCCGACCAGCGGCUGACGUUCCACGAGCGGACUCCAUUCCCCGUGGACUACUUCACUUCGUGGGGCAAGGUGAACAUUGUCGGCCACAACACGAUGCUCAAGGGGUACGCCGGCAUGUGCCAGACAGAGGCCGCAGAGCGACUGCUCGAGGCCAUGCAAGCCUGUGAGGUCGGCAAGGAAUUCUGUGUCCAUCUCCCCGUUCACGGGCGGUUCUGAUCGACCCCUGCCGUCACCGUGUGAACGGGGAGAUGCGCCGGCCGGCCGCGGGAGCAACACCACCCGUUUGUUUUUCUCACUCUUUUCGGUCGCUGGAUCGCGAUGGGAUGCGUGUGUGUGUGUGUGUGUGGUGGGUUGGGUUGGUUUAUGGGGCUGUGUUGUUUUGUGUGUCGGUCUGGCUGUGGCGUUCUGUAGUGUGUCUGUCGUGUCCCGUCUUCCUUUAUGCUCGUUGCGUUGCGCCCAGCGGCCACCGAGCAGUGUGUGGCGGUCACUGAGUGGGGGCGGGACCUGACAUCCCGACCUCCACUCAUGUGAAUGGAGGUGGGGAUGGGUGCGUGUACGGCUCUUCUGGUGCAUGGACACGCACCAGAAGAGCAGUCACUGGCUGACGUGAUGGAGAGGGGGGUAGAGAGAGAUCCAGAUAGACACAGAGAGAUACAGAAAGAGGGACAGGGAAGACAGUAAAGACGGCCUGACUGCCACGCCACGCCACGCCAUGCCAUGCAGGCGUGCGCAGCACCACCCGCUCUCUCACUCAUCCAUCCAUCCACCAACCAACCACGCCACACACACACACACAUACAGAGAGACAGACGCACACCCCAAGACAGCAGCGGUGGUCAAUCCACUGCCUCCCCUUCUAAUUAGGCUGGAUGGCUGACGUGGGAUGGGAUGGCGGGUGUUGGCUGCGUGCGUGCGUCGCGUGCGGUUGUACUGUAGAAGUGGUUGGUGAUGGCGCUUACACUUACAGGGAAAGAAGGGGGGAGAGAUAACCGACCGACUGACUGACUGACUGUCUGCCUGAUUGCCUGACUGACUAUGUCAUGUUGAUAUGCAGUGCCGUGCUUUGUGAGUGACGCUGGUCAGGCCUGCCUGGAUACACACAGACGUCUGCUGGGGCCGUGUGCAGUGCCGUGUGAUCGAUACGCACAAUGGAUGGUGUUUGUAUGCCUGGAUGCCUGGAUGCCUGGAUGGAUGGAUGGAUGUCGAUUCUGCUCCCUCUUGCUGUGUGUACAGACAGACAGACAGACAGACGGACGGACAGAAAGGGGGAGGGAGGGGAGUUUUGGAUUGUGCAGCAUGGUGACACCCUCUCCCCACGAGAGACCUCAGGUCGCUGAACCGAACGAAUGGAUAACACCAGUGUGCUCACCCAUCGGUUGCAACGAAAUACACACCAACGAACGACACAUAGGCAACGUAACUGACACGACGACCGCAUCACCUCACCCACCCUCAAACACGUACCGUUUGCAGAUCACACCCACACACGUGUGGACACAUCACACCACACACGUGUGUGUCCCUCUUGUCUCACUCACUCCUGGCUUUGUCUUUUGUGUGCCC